AUGAAAUAUUUAACUAAAAGGAUGCUAGAACGGACCACGGGGAGGAGUAACGAGCAAACGGAACAAGAAAAUGGGAAGAAAAAUAAAGUUUGUGCUAAGGAGUUGGUAACAGGGCCAAGGUCAAAUUGAGGUUUCGUUUCCAUUUUCGGUCUCCCCGAUUCGCUCCCCGAUUCACUAACUCCCCAAUCAAUUUUUAAGAAAAUUGUGGGUUUGUUUUAAUUAACGUUGGAAAGCAAGAGUAAGGUUACGGGGUCAGAAAUACACGUUUAUAGCGGAGCUCCACCAGCGCGCGUGGGCGGAGCCCCAUAGCUAACGAAAUGUGGUAAUCUACCCAUCCCAGAAAAUUUGGUAAUCACGUGACCGUACAUCGAGCGAGCGAGCGACCGUCCGUCCGCACCACAGGUAUACCAAUGUAAAAUAACUCAAUCAACAGGUAUGGGAACCCAAAUGCAACUCAAGGUUUUAUUUGGAAGGAAAUCACAUGGCCGCCCGGACUUUUAGAAAGAAAAAAGUCGUGUCUUUUUCGGCGUUAUUUUUUAUGUGUACACUAACGUGGAUAACAGAGAAAGAGCUAGAGCGAGUUAUUGAAAAUUCGUUGGAAGAAAAACAUGGAAAUUCAAAGCGGCGGUGACAAUAUGAGAAAUGCUAGCUGCCAGCAAGGUGAAAAUGAGCGGCAGUGAAAAAUAAAAGCGAACAUGAACACUGGAAACAACAUAUUGGGUAAGCACAUACGACAAUUCCUCCAUAAAAAUAAUGUGUAACCAGGAAGUUUGACGUUUUAGUCCUACAAAACAGUGUUGUAGUCGUGCAAAACAACGGCAAGGGAAAGACAAAAAAAGCGUGCUGCACGUGCAAAUUUGGUUUUUGCUAAUUAGAAGAAAAAGUGUGCUGCACGUGCAGUUUGUUUUUUUGCUAAUUAGAUCUAUUAGUCUUGAAGCCACUUUCAUUGUCGUCCCCCGUUUAGCGUUACACGAUUUAAUUUUUUUUGUUUACACGUAUUAUUAACCAGAGCUUCGCUUUUAGCCUGGCUAAAUCUAUAUAUUACAAGUAAGGCUGCUAUCGUUCUUGUUUCAAUUAAAAAGAUAUUCCCCACGUAGAAAUUACAAAUUGUCCGCUCCCAGUCUUGCUUGUGAGCUGAGAAACAGGAAAUACAGUACACUUUUAAUUGUUUAUCGUUAAUGUAACCGAGCACAAUUGAGAUAGUUCUAAUAUUUUAAAGAAAAUAAUUACUUUGCAGUGAAAACAAUCUGAGGCUAUAUUAAGCCUACUCGUUACAAAAAAAAUCUUCGUACAUCUGCAAAUUUAUGUACAAAUGACUGUAAUAAGAAUUUCUCAAACUCAUUAAUAAUUCAUUAAGAAAAUACAAAGGAAAUUAAUGUUUAGUGAGUGUUUGGAAAUCGGAUGAAACACUGCUUAGUAUUUGCAUCCUUAAUUUCUCCUUCAAAAAUGAUUUUGUUUGAGAAGAAAUAUCAAACAUUCGACACAGUGUUUCAUCACCAGAUGAGACACCUCGAAGUUCGUCAAAAAUACUCCGCUGCGCGUCGUAUUUUCAACUCUCUUCUCGGUGUUUCAUCUGGUGAUGAAACACUGCAUCUCAUGUUUGAUAUAUUACAUGAAGCACUGGUCACAUUAAUUUCAAGGCCAUCCUUGAGGGUACACACUAUUAUACAUACAUUUCAGAAGAACGUGUCAUUUAAAUUUUGGCUAAAAAGGUUCUUACUUGCGCGGUAGAUCAGAUAGCAUUUGCGAUCUUUUAAACUUACCUGCGAUGAUACCAAUUGGGUCAAUUUGUCAACUGUUGUAAAUUUUCUGUUUGGCUGAAUUGGUGGCAACUAAUACUGCAUAUGGUAUCCAAGUUUUUUAAAAACAGAAAUGAGACUUUUUUGCGUUAGGGAAUUUUCUGUUGUACUCGUGCAGUGAAGGAAAGAAAUAAACUUCAUCAUCAUCCUUGACGAAAACUUGUCGAAGGCAUAAAAUUCUGCCUUAUUUGUUGUCCGAGAAUUUUUUUCCAGGCGUAAUCUACUGUGAUAAAGAGCCAUUAUGGCUCUUAAAUGUGAUCGAAGAUGAUUGCUAUUUCUGGGUGUACAUAUAAGGCUAAUAUUUAACAAUUAUUCCUCGAACCCGAAUGGGCUACUGACUUAGAACGCAACAUUGAUAAUAGACCACUAGUUGGUUUUUACUAAAUAGAUUUAGCCAGGGCUAAAAGCGAAGCUCUCGGUAAUAUUUAUAGUUUGUUCAAACAAAAUAUAAAAUCGUGUAAUGCUAAGCGGCGAAGGCAACGCUGGAGAACGGUAAAAAACAAAAACAAACAAACAAAAGGUCUAAUUAGCAAGAAAAACAACUUUGCACGUGCAGCACUUUUUUUGUACAUUUCUUUGCCGUUGGUUUAUACGACUACAACGUGAAAUUUGCAGAAACUUCUUAGUUACACGAUUUUGGGAGAAAAUGUUGUACGUGUUCUCGAUCACUUUUUUUAAGCUUAAGACUUCAGACAAACAAUCUCCGCUUUCCGCUUUCGUCUUUGUGGACUUUUUAGUUGUCUCUGCUUUACAGGACGCCGGUGGCUAUGCGAUUUCCCGCUAAAAUAAUCUUGAGUUGCACUUGGGUUACCUUACCUGUUGAGACUCGGGAGGACAAUAUUAUACAAAUCAUUUUAUUUUGUCCACCCGAGCCUCGAUUUGAUGCCUUUGUUUACAGGAAUGUGGGAAACAUCUAUAUUAAAAACUGAAGAUUUUUUGUUUUUCUUUUCGUUAAGGGUGCACCCGUUUUUCUUGUAAAAUUCGAACAUCCUCCCCCAAGCGAAGUUCAAUCAUUGAGAACAAAAUUUGAAUCUUUGGGAGACGUUUUGUUGAGAGAGAGACUGAAUAAUAAUACCUUUUCAGGAGAGAGAAUGCCAGGUAUGUCCACUUGUAAAAUACGAAAAUACGGCCUUGUCUAUACACAGGUAGCCCAAGCUUAGCAUAAGAGUUUCAUUAAUAUGCGUGAUAUCAUAUUGCGUAAUUCUCAAAAUGCUGGUAAGCAUAAAGUUUUUGUAUGGGAAUUCAGGCAAUAGAUGCUAGGAGAUAAAUAAUUGAAAAAUAGUUUAAAUAUGUUCAUGGGCAUUUUGAAGAUUUUGUGUUUUUUUUCCACACUCGUAAAUGGUAAUGUUUGUUUCGACGCAGAAAGAGACUCAAACCAAGACUGUUGCGACAACAAUAUCAUAGUAAGCGUCAUUUUGCGUCUUUCGUACAGUACAUUGCUGAUGCCGAGUUUUAAUUUGAUUGAUUCAUUAUUUUCAGAAAUAUUGCUAUUAUUGUAUUUAUCUCCUACUGCGAGGCAUAAUAUCAAAGAAUCAUUACUGCCAUGAAAUCACAAUUUGCCCCAUGUUGAACAGUGCAAUCUCACAGUGACAUCGGCUAGGGAUAUUGUUUUUAAUUUAUUGAACAUCUAACAAUGAAACUCUUUCCCAGAAAAUCUCUGAGCGGGCAACAUUUUAAAAUCUAUGACGUCAGAGGGUAACAGUGCACAUGUUGAGACCGCCGUUACAGCGAGGUUUAAUGAAUUUCAAGCUUCAAAAUGUCCAGCUAUAUAACAAAUCACUUAAUGAGUGGUCCCAAGGGAAACACUUAAUUGUGUUUCUCUCGAAUCUCAAUGUUUCCUUCGGCCUCGCCUCGGAAAACAUUGAGAUUCUCGCGAAACAAAAUCAACUGUUUCAGUCAUUAAGUGUUUAAUAUUACCCGUGGGGUGGGGAUGUGGGGCUAAUUAUUUUCCCCUUAGGUUUUGCGUGAGCAUAUGCCAUCCAGGUUGCAAAAUUUAGACGCAUAACCGUGUAGGUAUCUUUGGGGUCGUGACCUCCUGGGUAGGGGGGGGGACGCUUACUUUAGUUUUGUGUGGGUAUGUGCCCCUCAGGAAUUAAGGCUGCACAUGCUAGUAUGGGAAUUUUUAAGGUUCAGUGCUCUCUGCACUUAACUUUACUUUUAAGUAAUGUAUACCUCACAAAACGAAGCCAACAGUGCGAUAAAACGUGUUUUUAAAGAGGGAUGGUUUGUUCACUUAACCCACAUGAACCGUACUGAAGGCCAAUUUACUGUUAUCCUUUAAGAGAGAUUACACUAGACAAACGAUUUAAAAUUCAACGUAAGGCCAGAGACACCUUCAAAGUUAGUCGUCGAAACAUCUUCUAAAUUAGAAUACAGUAAAAAAAAAAGCAUAGCGCUUUAACAACGAUACUCUUUUCAGUUUUUUGGCUUAGCCUUAAUAAUUUUAUUGUUUGUAAAACUGCAGCUGCAUCAAGGCCUUGUAUUGUUAAAGUGUCGGUGGAGUCGGAAUCUGGUAGACCUUUGGGGGAAACGGAAGUGGAAUAUGUUGAUGACCCAGGCAUAUAUCCAAUUUUGUUCCGUCACCUGGCCUGUAAAUAUGAUGGAAGUGAUGGCCAUGCUCGCGGUGAUACAAGUAAUUCUGCCAAUGGUGAGAGCAGUAAUGGCCAGGCCCACGGUGAUACAAGUAAUUCUGCCAGUGGUGAGAGCAGUAAUGGGCAAGGUGAUACAGGCAGUUCGGGAAAUGGUGGUAAGUUACCGUAUUUGCUACUUGCUUAAUAACUAAUAUACCUGAGCUUGUUUGAGUUUCUGAGCACGUGAAAGAAGGAGAAAGUGCCUUCUCUCUGACGUCUCAUAUUACGUCAUUAGCUUCACUCUUCAAUCUUUCUUAGAUUGGUGAUUAAUGUAUAAUGUGAAAUGACAUCAUAACGACAUUAUCAAAUGUUAGAAAUAUACCAACGGAUAUACAUUGCAGCGCGAUAGUUUUCAGUACGUCUUUUUCUGCGGCAUGGAAGUCCCUGUCAAUCGAAAGCCAAAAUAUCUACAGAAACUUUUAAUGCUUGAAAGGGCUAGAAAGAGAUCGUUGACAACAGCUCUUGUCUACUGAAGGCGCGAGAAAUCACUCUGUCUUCAUACUAGAGUGGAACCUCGGUCUAACGAAGGGCCAAGGGACUGGCGAAAUAUGUUCGGUAUAAGGUUUCGUUAUAUCGAGGUUCUUUUCCAGUCAUUUUGCAAUUAGGAUAUUAGAAUAUCGUUCAUUUUACCGAGGACUUUUAUAGAGCUUGGUUAAAUCGAGGAUCCACUGUAAAUAUUGUUUUAACGUAUCCAUUUUUAAAUGUUUGAGGUUUUGCUUUUAUCGUUAAAAGCAAAGCAUAAAACACAAGCAAAAGAUGUAUUUAUUGACAUGACCUAAAUUCUAUCAUCUUUCGCAACACUGAACACCUUUACUUAGGAUUUACCCAACAGCUUCAGUCACUGCAACAUUUGGUUAAUGCAAUAGUAGCAAGUGGUGCUCAGUGGUUAAUUGGGCCGAUAUUUAAAUCUACGGUGGGAAGAAUGUUACUCCAUUCUUGUAAGGAGACUUCGCAAUUACCAGAGGCAAUAGCCAGGAAAAAUGGACAUGAGGAGACUGCAAAGUUCCUUGCAGACAUAACUAAGAGGUAACUUUAAAAAUUCUACCUUUUUACCUGGUUGUAAACUAUCUUCAUAAGUUGUCAGAGAUGCCUUAAAAUGCGAGUAUUAGACAACUUCUAUCCUUUCUACUAGACCUUAUUGACCAUUGCAUGAAGAGAAAAAGUUGGUGCAUAGUUUUUUCUCGCUUUUCCUCUCCUGGGCCGAGUUGUUCAAAGCUGGGUUAAGAUAACCCAGGGUUAGUGUGAGAUUUGAAUUCAGAUUUGAAAGCUUAAAAAGCAAUUCAGUUUUAAUUCUUUUUGUCUACAGGUUCAUGAUUGGAAGCUCUAAAAAUAACAGAGAAAAUUAUCCCAGAAAAUACUUUUGAACAUAAGAAAAAGGAAACCAGGGUUAAAUUUAACCCCGGGUUAAGCGCUAAUCGGCCUUUGAACAACUGGGCCCAGGCGUUAAACACUAAAAGGUCUAAUCAAACAAAAAUAUGAUUCACAAAAUGGGGUCUUGCAAGCUUUACAACAUCAAGCCGCUUACCCUACUAUACUUUCCUUGUGUUUAUCAAUGAUAACAAGAUGAUCGAAGCAAAGAUGCAUAUAUAAUGCAAUAAAAGCCGACAUCGUUAUCUGUCGUGUACUGUCUCUACAGAUUCUCUGAGGAUACAGAGUUUUACCCAGACGAUGUUCAGAAGAUUGACUGGUCGGGGCUUGUUUUUCUUGUUGAAAGAGCUACAGAACAAAAGAUUGGUGGUAAGAUUUAUGUUUGUGUUUUGUCUUUCCUUUUUGUUUGUUUUGUUCUUUUUCCUUUUAAGGUGUGAUUAUUAACAAGUAGAUCGGUUAAUAGUUAAUAUAGUAAUUGGCGGUAUGUUUAAACUAAAAUCUUUCAAAUCCUCUCUGAAACUGCUCUCUUAUUUAUUCAUGAAGUAAAGAGGUAAAAUCGGUGUACAAACUAACUGCAGAAAAAACUUCUGAAAGCAAGGAGUUCUCCCUUUCUCCCCACUGAGUUUCCUAUAUUUGUUUGUUUGUCUGCUUGUUUGCUUAUUUUUUAUUUUGCUUUUUUGUUCACUUUACUUUUUUUUAUUGUAGUUUUGUUUUUCUUUUGUCCUUUUUUUCUGAUUAGACUGUUCACAUUCCCCUCUUUUUUCCGUAAGAUCGACAAGAUCGAGCGCUUUGCGUUACGGGCGGCCAUUUUGAAUGAGUGUCAAAACUACACAGGGGGUGGGGGCCGCCCCCUAAGAAGUUUUAACACUCAUCCAAGUUAGCUGCCCGUAACGCAAAGCGCUCGAUCUCCACGAUCUUACGGAAAAAUAGGGGACUGUGAACAGUCUAUUUUCUCAUGUGACUUGGUGGCUGUUUCUACAUACUGCAUACCUGGCACACACCGAGCACUGAGGUAUUAUUCAUUAAAUGUCUUUGAUUGAAACAGGUAUUGCUGUUGACCAAGAAAACUAUCAGGCUGAGAAUGAUUUGACCGUUGAUACAGGCUACUUUGGGGAUGUUGAGACGUCUUCCGGUAAUCUGUCACCUCAGUCGAAGUCUGAUUCUGACGAUAACAGUUCAGAAAUAUCUUUUCAAGGUAUUAAUAAUGUUAACUCUUCAUAUGAUCAAACUGAUAUCAAACGUGAUAAAAUUCUGUUGUUGUUGUUGUUGUUACAUUGUUUGUUUGUUUUCAGUCAUGACUACCCAGGAAAAGUUUAGCAACGAACCAGUUUUAGAAUAAUUCAUGAGUAUUUUCUUUAAAUGUAAAUAGAGACCUUUAGAUUCUAGGACGAAAAUGACAACGAGUACGAGAUUUCACUAAAAUUUUUUUUCCCGUAUUCUAGCCUCAUUGUACAUCUUUUUCACAAAAAAUAUUAGCGCUGUUAUCUUUAUAGAAUGAGGUUAAGCUAUCUCCCUGCCGCAAAAUAAUGCAGCCUAUAACACUUUAUAACUUGUGUCCGCUAACACGACAUUCUCGCUAAAACUCGUAGUGAAUGACGACGUCUAUCACGUUUUCCCGCCAAAAUGGCGCUGGUUCACGCGCGCUUACUACUUAGUAUUGAGGAAAUCUCGUACUCAUAGUCGUACUCGUCUUGGAAUCUAAAGGUCUCAUAAGAGGUUUUUAUACAACGAAGAUUUAUUGUUUUAUUCCUAAUUCAUCUGAUUUAUUGAAAUUGCUAAAGUUUCCCUACAAUUAACUCUAAUUACGGUGGCUCGAUACAGUUUUUCAGGGCCAACACCUCCCAAGUUUUAGCAUAAACUACGUCGCCAUAAACAAAGCUUUGAAAAAAUUGCCACCACAGUUGUACUAGAUAAAGAUGAAAAUUUGUUGUGAUCAGGGUUGCAAUGACAUCGGAGUUGUCAUAGCAACGAAUUGACGCUAUUACCUAUUUUACUUACAGCAGUAUAUCUCGGCACUGGGAACUGUUCUUCCAAAAUCAUUCACGGAAGCUUUUUCCUCCAAUAGCCGCCUCGAUGUUCGUGAAGUUUAAGCGAAAUCUGUAAGAGUGUUAUCGAGAUAUUUUGGGAUAAAGAUUUUGUGGUUAGAAAUACGGUAAAAAUGGACAAUGUCCAUGUUCGGCUGUUAUCUGUAGAAAACGAAGCGCUUUUGGCAUGCAAUUUCAACUCAUAGUAGUUUCAAUCUUUUCAAAAACGUGUGUGAAAGAUCAUGGCGAUAGCUCCAGCCGAUUGCUAGAAAGAAAGAUUUGAUUAGUAUGUAUCCAGGCGCUCUUGUUAGCGGUUUUUGAAUAUUUUUGUCUACUUUAACAAAUUAGCAAAUAAUUUUUAAACCGCUCAAUAGAUUUUUUUAAAAAUUUAAGAUUCUUGUAAUGACUAAACUUCCACUGAAAAAAGUAGCGAAUUGUAGCCGUUAUUUUACUGCCUUACAAUACAUCAAUAAUUUUGAAACUAAAAGGUCAUAUAAAAGGAAGGUUAAUCUCAAGAAUCUUAAAUUUUUUAAAAAAUCUAUCAACCGUUCUAAAACGUAUUCGCUAAUUUGAUAAAGAAGACCAAAAUGUUUACAAAACCGCUAACAAGAGCGCUUCGAUACAUAUUAAUCAAACCCUUCUUUCUAGCAAUCGGUUGGAGCUAUCUAAAUGAUCUUUCACACAUGUUUUUAAAAAUACUGAAACUGCUCUGAGGUGAAAUUGCAUGUCAAAAACGCUUGAUUUUUUACAGAUAACGUCCAAACAACAAUAUUGCCUAUUUUUUACUGUGUUUCUAACCAUAAAAACUUCAUCCCAAAAUAUCUCGAUAACGGUCUUACAGAUUUUGCUUAAACUUCACGAACGUCGAGGCGGCUAUUGGAGGAAAAAGCUUCCGUGAACGAUUUUGGAAGAACAGUUCCCAGUGCCGAGAUAUACUGCUGCAAGUAAAAUAGGUAAUAGCGUCAUUUCGUUGCUAUGACAACUCCGAUGCCGUUGCGACCCUGAUCAUAAAUUGUCAUCUUUAUCUAAUACAACUGUGGUGGUAAUUUUUCCAAAACGUUGUUUAUGGCGACGUAGUUUAUGCUCAAACUUAGGAGGUAUUGACCCUGAAAAACUGUAUCGAGCCACCUUAAAGUCAGUUGUCACUAAAAUAGUCUAUGGAUUUAAAGGUCAAAUGAACCAAAAUUUCGACAUUUUUUAUUUCAGUUCAAUUCUGGUGUAAUCUGUUUAAUAUGAACCAAAUAAACAUACUAUGAAGUUUCAGCUCAAUUGAAGCAGACAUCUCUGAGAUAUUCGCAAUCAAAAAUUGCUAUUUUGGGGCCCUUAUCUUCGUAGAGCGGUCGAAAAAAUUGUCGGCAAAAACAGCUUGUGACGUCAAUGUUGGUCAGGUGAAAAAAAGCGGGAAAUUCAAAACACUUGACGCAGAAAUUAUGGUGGUUUGUGCGGCCAUUAACCUGGAAAGAACAAGCAAGUUGUCGUCAAAAAUUGCAAGCUGUGGUUAUAACCUUAUUAUUUCAUUUUUUCGAAGAUCACAUCAUAGUAAAACCAGGGCUCAAAAUAACGGCCGGUCAACGGACAAUGUCCGGCCUGAUCGUGGGCUUGACGGUCAAACUCUCGUCUGGCCGGUCAUUUUGACCGGUCAUUUUUGAAUGCUUGUCGCUUAAUGCGUUUUGCUCUAUAACGCUGUAAUUCGCUGCUUUCUUUGGCUUUUUUUGCUGCUUUGCACUAAACCCUUUAAAGAAAAACGUUCUGCUUUGCUGUGAUCAGUAAUGCGACCUUCUUUGGGAAAACAUACGCUAACAAUAAUCCGUUAUUUUUUAGAAAACUAAAGGAUGAGUGACAGUUUUUGUCCAUCAAACGUUUCACAUCUAAUUGUCAGAGGAUUGUGAAAAUCACCUUCGACGGAAUUCGGGCUAAUCGAUCGCUCGUCCUGUACUGUUUCUGUGGGAAUAAAUUUCAGCGCAUCGAUUUAUUAUAAUGAUUUCUUUAUGUCGAACAUGAUCUCGUUGGCAGACUCGAUUCCAGAAUUGUCUGAUAAAAACUAAGCUAAUCGAGAACGAACGUCGCCUAUCUCGGCGCUUAAAAUCCUCCUUCUUGAUAAGCCGUUCGCGAUAAAGUGUUGCGCGACGACCCAAACGAAAGCUCUGCUGUAUAUUUAUUGACUUCUGAUGACGAAUACGCUGUUUGUGGAACAAAUUUCUUGCCAAAUCGACUUCUUUGCCGCAAAUAUUUAGCGACUUUAUUGUGGAGGAGACUUGCGAUCACGUGCAGCGCAACGAAAAGGAUCAAGUUUCACCGAUAUGCAGAUAUAGGACGAACCUUGGAGACUUUCGACACCGCCGUACGAUGAUACUCAAGGUAUAUAUAAACGGACAUAAAACGGGCGAAAAUCGCGGAAAGGAACUCAACAACGUGUGAAUGAAUUUUUCACCAACUUGCCGGCAAAAACCUGAACGACAACGCCGUACAACGAUCUACUGCCAGCGUAAUUCGAUAUUCCAUGGGCAAAAAAAAUAAUUAUAAUAUUCAUUAAUUUGACCGGCCAAAAUCGGGGUUUGUCCGGGCUAAAAAAUAUUUGGCCGGUCAUCAUGACCGGCGACCUGCUGUCCGUUAUUUUGAGCCUUGAAAACGGACUUUAACGACAUUAACUUCUUGACGUUGUACUGGAAAUGUGCGUGCGUAGGUCCGAUUUUUUUCAAGAUGCAUUCACAAAAUGUGUUUAUAUAAGGAAGUUCCUGGAAACAGGGGUCUUUUUUCCAUGAGCAUGCGCACUAAGACUUGAUAAAGAGUACGCGGCCAGUGACAGCGACCGUGGUGCAUAGUCACAGGAACCAAAUUCUUGACUUUGAAAGCUUGCUUGAGAUUCAAAUGUUAGCAGUAACUUAGGAAAGACCUUCGCUGUACAAAAUAAGUAAAGAUAUGAUGAUUUAAAGUGGAGACUGAUGCGCUGAACUAGUUGAAAGAGCAAGUUUCUCAAGGAUGCCUGACACGAACAUGGCUGCUUGUUGUUGUUUGGCGCUCGACUCGCGCCUUCAUUCCCGUUCAAGAACCGCAAAGUUUGGCAUGGAAUGCAUUCUGUGGGAAUUGAGCAAAAUGUUCUUUAUUUAGUGUUUGUCUAUAAAUCGGAUGUAAAUUAGUUUCUCGAUGUCGUGGAGGAUUUCUGUCAAUAAUUUGUGGAUAUCUGAUCCAGCCAUAUUUCGGGAGUGGAUUAAUAACGAUCAGCGGGCGACUAACACGCCGUUAUCAGUUGGAAUAGAAGGUUGUUCCCUUAAGUAUUUUACCGAUACAAAGUUUGUUUAUCGGAAAAUUGUAGAACUUCUUGUUUUUGCGCGGAGUAACAUUGUAACGCAUCUUUUACAGGAAUUUUCUUUUAGCCAAAACUUAAGUGUUCAGAUAAUUUUUAACUUUUGGCCAGCAUCACAUGUUUACUGUAGUUCUUGGGAAACCUAACCGUUUGUUUCAUCAAAAUCGAUCACAAGAUUCGACUUUAAUUUUGGUCCUAUUGAAUGCAGUUUUGACUGUGUCUCAUUGAUAUUCUUUUUUUUUUUAUUGUUCGAGACUACCACCGACAUUUCACCAGGUGACUAAUCUGCAUGUACGUCUCGUGUCCUCUUAAUUUUGUAGCUUUAAAGUGCUGGGAAAACUGUAGCACAUAUUUUAAUUCCCUGCUGAACUGAACACCGGCUUUUGCGCACCUUCGAACCCACUCGCUCAAAUUUUUUCUGUGUUUUAACUUACACGAACAAGUGUUUACUUACAUCAACAAACGUUCGGCACUUUGUCAGUUAGACUUUGAUAAGGUCAGCGCAAUCCUGCAAACACUACAUAUACGCGCGCUGUUGUCCAGGUCAAGUCGGAAGAUGAAAUUUGAUAGUACCUCGGGGUAUGUUAAAGCCGAUCUACUUCGCUUUUGAGACAAUGUUAGAGUUUUUUUGCAAACUACGCAUUUUGUUAAAUCACGAGCACACUCGCCAAGACCAACGAGCAAAAUAAUCGCAAUGAUAGCUUUGAGACGCGUCAUUUUGAUGAAGGCAGACCCUUUGGUGGGCCUCCAUGCACAUCGCUUAUUCAGCGGUCGCGCAUGCUCAUGCAAAAGAGACCGCUGUUGUUCCUGGAUAUAUAAGGUCCGGAGCUCCACUGUGGACACAAAAACAAAAUAUCUAUGUAUAGUGAUAUGCCCAAAGAAAUUCACGCUUGCCGACAAUGUGUUUGAAGUCACUGAACUUUGUGGCACUCGAGCUGAUAUUUUAAAACCCACGCUCGAUCGGACACUUCUAGCUUUGCAGAUCACUAAAAUACAAACAAAAUCCUCAAUGUAGAAGUUUUGGCGUUGAUAUGUGGGCAGAAAAAGAGUUAAUUUUUACCUGGUAAAAUCUUCCCCAAAAUCGGUUUCAAAGCAACUAUAGUUUUUUGAACUUGAUCGUUUCGCGCAGAUAAAUUUUGCUUUGUGUUGUCACGUUGAACAUGCAUAGCACCUGUCAAAAACCUACGCAUAAGUAACAUUUCCUUCACACAAAGUUAAAGUUACAUUAUUGCAAAAACUUCUUUCCAGUUAUGUAUAUAAUUUAAUUACCGACUGACGUCAGUUUAAGGACCGUAAACGCCACUUUAAGCUCGCAAAGAGAUGCGACAAGCAAUGAGCAAUUCCUUCAUGCAUAAAAUUGAGCUUAUUGAGUGAACUAACAAACGCUUCAAUAAGGUUGCAAAACAACAAAUAUUCAUUAAAGACUAGAAGUUCUCAUUGAGAAGGGAAGUGCUGCCGUUAGUUGCGAUGCGAAUAGGACAAAGAAAGUUGUAGAACAGUUGAACAUAUGAAUUAUUUUCUAUUAAAGUCAAUAACUUAGACUUGCUGGUGUUAUCAAACACUCAGAGCGUAAUAUGAAAAAUGAACCGAUCACGAUGACAAAUAUGCUUACAUUCAUGUGACUCGCUAAGGUUUCAAUACCAUUUUGUAAUUCAUUUUAAUAAUUCACGAAAUUCUAAAACAACAGAGCGCUGAUAGGCUGUUUCUUCAUCGAACAAUCAUCGUACAGGAUCGAUGAGAUGAGUUGCGAACAAAUAACGUAAAGGCCAAAACUUGUUAUUUCACAGGUCAGGUAGAUGUACAACACAUGCCGUUCACUUAUGUAACUUACAAUUCUGAUUACCGAAAUAACAAUCUGUGUGACAAAAGCAUAUCGCUAUAACUAAUCUUGAAACCUGAAUUUAAAAAAAAUAAAUCGAAAAAAUGUUCCGUACAAUACUUCUUGAACUGUUCUUACCGUUUAGGCCGUUGAAAAAGACAGCAAGCAUCCGAUAAACUACGAUUUCUGCACAGAUCUUACAUGAGAGCAAAACAAAAUGGCGGUUUGCUCCUAAGAGAAAAACAGGCGCGGCAGCUAAGCACUUGCUUAAGCAAACCGCUGACUGCACAGCGCUGCAGUCACAGAUGACCAUGGAACGAUGGAACCAUUGAACCAUUGAACGAAAAAUCUCAAAUCGCUCAAGAAUAUGGUCUGCUGCCGGCUGAUGCCCGGCAGUAAAAACUUAAGGCUUAAGGCUUUUAUACCUGCUGACAAUGAAGAGGUGAAGUUUCCUAAAGAUCUUAAAAACAAAAGAUCAGUUGCAAGCUUCGCAGCCAAGCCAUGAUUCAUCAUUUGCCUAUUUUUAAUAACUGGUUCAUGCAACGGUCCUCAUUCAAGCAAAUUAAACUCAGCAAACUGCACAUAAGGGUUUGUUUUGCUCGCUUCCGUCAAAUCCAGCUCCAGCAAUUGUUUACGUGCAAAGAGUGAAUUGUUUUGAAGUCACUGCCUGCAGUUGUCGUUCUCAGCUACUUCACAGCGAGUGAAAAGGAAAAUUUGCGUACAGAGUGAAAAAAAAAACUAUGUAAUUAAAAAUGAAAAAAGGAAAAGAACUCUGACUAUUAUUACUUGAGCAACAGAAAAAUGAUCAAAGUAGUCUUUUCUUCUCGAGUAAGCUUGCUGGUCUUCUAUUGUUCCGAGAAAGUUUUAGUUAACAAGUUUGUUCACUCGCAUGCGUUAGCAUGACGGCUCUUUCACUGAACACAAGGAUAAAGCUGCAUGGUUCUGCAAAGGUAAGUAAAUCUGGCAUGUAAAAAAAGAAACCGUAACUACUAAUAACAGAACACGAGCGGCUUUUAAUUCAGCCCGGCGAAAGAACGCGAAGCACUGGAUACAAAAUCAACUCACAAAUCAAAUGCACAAUUAUCAGAAAAAUACAAACCUCUUUGGAAAUGUUCAAAACGUUUUAUUCCACCUCAGACUGACGGAAUGAUCCGUUUUUACUCUAACAUUGGUUGUUCUGAAUCCAAAGUAAUUUUCAAGUGACAAAACAACAACAACAACAAAAGCAAACAAAAAGGCUUCACAAGGAGCAAACGUUCGCACCUUGUGUAUUUCAUUCAGUCUCAGUCAGAACUCUCACAGAGCGACACAAACAAACACAGUCACAACUAACACAGUCAACAAACAGAAAAGCCCGCCUUGAGCCUGCGAUAAGGGAUGCGCAGAAGCUUGCGCAGAACGUUUUUCUGCUCUGAAGACCAACAUUGACGUCACGUAGUCUCCAGUCCACCGCGCGGCCAUUUCAGAAACGUUUUCGUGAAGUCUUCGGAAAUGCUCGGAUUUUGAUCUUUUAUCUUUCUAUAAAGGAUAGGAGAAAAAAAUCUUUACCCAAAUCUCACUUAGGAUGGUUCUUUUUAGUGUUUGGUGAAGGUAAAUCGACAAAAGAAAAUAUUUCAAUUUUGUGGUACACUUGACCUUUAAAGGGGUAUGUUAUGCUGUUUUCUAUCUUUUUAACGUGUCUUCGCAUCAAUUGAAUUCCAAAAAUAAUUUUGAAGUUUUGUUAAUUAAGAAUAUAUUUAGGCAUUAAAAUUGUUUCCUGUCGUUUGUUGCUGCGGGUGGCAAGGAUAAACGUGGAUUUGAACUUGCAACGUCUUCACAUUUUACCGCGAUGCCUGCAAAAAUAACCAAAACAGUUUUAUGGUUAUAGCUCUUAAUUUAAAAUUGUUUGAUAUCUUCUUCAUAACUGUAAAGGAAAAGGCACUCAGUAAUGACUUCAGCACAUAAUUCGACUUGAUUAUUGUCAAUUCAAAUGACCAAAUCGGCAAUAUUCUCGUGACAUAGCUCCUUUAAGUACGCAGUGUCUUUUAGUCCCGUCUGGCUGUUUCAAAACCCAGAUUCCUUUGACUAAUUUCAUCCCCGCAUAACAUAUUAUUUUGAAGAAGAUGAAACACAGCUGAAGACAGACGCUUUCAAAAAGUACAGUGAUGAAAAAGCAGACUUGCCCUCCCCUGAUCUUUCAGAUGUAAACUUUCCCAAAGAAGGUAAAAGUCUGCUUCAUUACGUGAAAUCUAGAUUUGCUGAAGAAUGGUACUCCGUUUUGCCGGUCUCUGAUUGUUUAAUUCGUAACAACCUAACUAUUUACCAGGAGCCAUAAUUGCAAGCGCGGGGUCCACGCGUUUCCAACGAAAUAGCCACCCUCAACGUCACAAACACGCGCGGGAACCUGCAAAUUUGUGCGUCUCUCGUGCGGAAUUUCAGGAGAUUGGCGAUUGGCUUGCGACUCUAUUUGAGCGCGCCCUUUUCUUUCCAAGUGUUUCAAAAACCCAUUAACCUAUCAAAUGGUCGAUAAUGCAUCGCAGUGACUUGAUAUCGAUAAAACCUCCCCUUAUUAGUAUGCGGGGUUUUAUCUUAUAUAAAGUCACUGCACGUGACUUAUGAAUAUUAGUUGGUUAAUAUUUAAUGUUCUUUCAAAGUUACACGCAGUGAAUUUACUGUUGCACAAAAUUAAACUUCGAUCUUUCACCAAUUCAAUCAGCCAAAAGUUCAGUGACUCUGCGGUAAUAUUGGCCUUAGCAAUGUCCAAGUGCUGCACUCAAGAUUUGUAAGGGUCAUACCCGGUGUAAUUAGCAAUUACUGAAUGAGGCUGAGUAGGAUAUGAAGAAUUCUGCAGAUCAAUCUGCACAUUCAUUGAGAUAUAAACGUUGUAAGGGAUGUAUUUUUGUCUCCCACCAUAACCAUUUCAGUUGGUUUGACUAUCAAAAAGUGUUAUAUUAGUUUAUUGUCAGCGUUCAACCCUUCUACAAAAAGGCAAACUCAGGCUAGCAAAGGUACGAGAUGGUCGAUAGAAGAAAUGUCCACUCUUUUAUAUAGAUAUUCUAUUCGUCAACUGAGGAUGAAGAAAGCGUAAACCGACGAAUACAACCGUCUUUAUUCUAAGCCGCAUCUCAUGAAUCCCGGAAACUUUAUGCGAUGCCUUCCUCAUCCACAAACCAAAUACUGAACAAACCGUCAAAUCAGCUUUUGCUUCAAAGAAGUAUCUUGAUGGCACCUUUAUUUCAUUUUGUAACGGUGCUGUAGAAGUACACGAAAAGUGAAAAACUGAAAAUUACACAAAGGUUCACUUACUGGCAAACAAAGUUCAAGAUUGUGAAAGGUUUGAACCCAGGAGUCAUUUCAAAAGUAGGUUGAGUUUGAUCGUUCGAGUGAACGUAGUCGUGAGGAGGACUGUUGUUGUUGACAGUGACUGACGUUUCGACAACAUGUGUGGUAGUCAUCUUCAGAGUCAAAGUGAUUUGUAUCACGUCAGUUGAUGGUAUUAUACUCUGGUUAUUGAUCUGAUUGGUCAAUUACGUCGCGAUGUUAUUGGUCGUCUGUCAGGUAAGCCGUGAUGUUAUUGGCUAUGAAGACUCGUAAUCAGUAAUUGGUGCGUUUCGAUCCGUCUAUUGUCACAGUUAAACAGUCGUCUAUUGUUAGUCAAAUUGUCAGUUCUCCAGUCCUUCUCUCGUAGUUAGUUUUGCUUGAUCUCGUCAAUAAGUCGUUUGUACGGCGCUGGUAACUGUUGGCUACGAUUCAGUGGCGUUUGUUCUAAGUUAGUAAACCAGCUUUCUAAAGUAAGACGUUGGUAGUAGUCUGUAGAAUUACGUUAUACAUGUCGCAGAGUCCCAGUCAAUUUGAUGUUUCGUCUUUAAAUGGUGCUCAGCAAUGUGAUUGUUGACGACCAAUAACAUCGCGACGUAGUUGACCAAUCAGAUCAAUAACCAGAGUAUAAUACCAUCAGCUGACGUGAUACAACUCACUUUGACUCUGAAGAUGACUACCGUACAGGUUGUCGAAACGUCAGUCACUGUCAACAACAAUAGUCCUAUUCAGGACUACGUUCACCUGGACGAUCAAACUCAACCUACUUUUGAAAGUUCAAGAUUCUGCGUAGUUUUUACGCAUAAAUUUACCUGUCAAAAUUUCAAACAGUCUAAGAUUAGAUAGGUCUUGGAGCGUAUUAAAACGCGUGACCAAGCUAAAACCAAGUCCUUAAAAGUUAAAAACAAGAAACUUAAAUCUAGAUUUUUACUGGAGUAACUACAUGGGUUACCUCUAAACGGGUUUAUUUACCAAGAAAAACACAAGUUACAUGUGUGAAACUCCCUUAAUUAAGGUCCUUUACUGAGAGUCCUGUCCCCUACCCCAAAGUCUGUACAGACGGACGGCGGACGCUGACGUCAUAACCAAGUUUUCUUUCAUCUAUUGUUUUCCAAUUUAUACAGCAAUGAAGGCUCCGCUUCCGCGGAUGCUUCGCUAAUAUACUUCCAGAAACUAUUACCUCGAUCCAAGCAUACACUGACCAGUGUCGGUAGCUACUCUUAAUUGGUAAAAGUUUGUCAAUAAGCACUGGUGAUCAUCAUUAUCAAAAUCUCUGACAACGUUUAUAUCUUACUGAAUGUGCCAACUUCAAACACAGCAGCAAACCUUGGACGAUUUCGAGGUGUGCACUAUGUGAAACUUGUUGACCAUUGGUAGAAAUUCUCCGCCGAUACACUCGUAUUGGCAAAAAGAGGGAGUUAACAAUAGCAUAGCCAAUUUUAGAUGUCUGUACUUAACACCAUUUGCGUUAAUCUAUUUCCAAUACAGGAAAGACUGUAGACACGCUUUUCUGGUUUAAUAAGGGUGCUAACGCGAUUGAGAAUCUAAACAAGGACAGAUCUUUACAACCCGCACUUCACAGCCCUGCUACAGUCUGUAGUGGUUGCCUGAUGUCUUUAAAUGACGUAAAUGGCAAAGGAAGACGGUACAAAAACAGAGGGAUUUGCAAAGAAAACUUUUUUCUUCAAAUGUUGCCAGAUUUGCAAAAUUGGAAAAGUGUCUAUCGACAUGGCGUUUCCAUUCUUCUAAAACUUGCUUCCGAAGAUAUACCUCGUCACUUAAGUACAAUGCACGAAAGGUGGAUCACCCGAAUACAGUUAAACAAGAAUCUAACAGAAGAGACCACACAACUGCUUUCAGUAGUCAUGUGGAAGAUUGAGCUUAACCCAGCUGAAGGUGGUUCAACCAGAGUGACCCAGCCAGUGGUUACGAUGAAAAGUAACUUUGUUCAAGGUGACUGUAAACUAAUUCUAGCAAGAACAAGAUUUAAACGCCUAAUUGAAGAUUUACUAGUUAUACGUUAAUUUCCUUUUAUUUUUAAGUAAGAGAAUGGAAAUUUCGUACAUUUGAUAUAAGCUUCAGGGGACACUGAAUAAAUUAAAAAAACUUGGAUUUAGAAAAACAGUAAGCGUUUCAUCGUGAACCAUUUUUCAGCCAGUAAACGACGAAAGUUUAAGACGUUUCACUCAUUCUUUCGUAAUUGCCAAAAACAAAUGUCUGUUUUCACUGAGAAUCUAAUAGGUCGGAUUUUAUCUGUUGCUGGCCAUGUUUCCUACAAAACUUUAGCUGCGAUGGAUUAACUGUUAAAAGUAAUGGAAAAGCCGAGGUUGUGCUUUACGUGAUUAAACUGAAAGUGUGUGCAGUUUUGAUCAUCUUUGUUAAAACCUAAUAAAGUAUUCUUGUGCUCAGGCUUGGAGUCGCCGUACAUUGAUGAUGACAUCUCUGUACAAGAAGAUUCAACAAUGAGAGGAAGGCUAUUUGAUCAAGCAGUUUAUUCUAGUUGUCCUUCAGCUUCUAAACUUUGGGUGCUGAAUUGCUUGUACCGCCCAACAAUGAAGACUUUUUUUGUUUACGUGAGUUUUUCAAAUCUUUUAUAAUGUCUUUUUAAAAUGAUCAUAGUUGAGUUAAUUUAAUUAGAGAGCUAUAUUAUAUAUCUGCUUGUUGUUUUUUACUUAUAAAGUCGUCCGUUCAGUUUACGCAGAUAAAGCCAAUGGACCUUUUGAAACAGUUUGAAUAUUUUUUGCAGGUCUUUCCUUUCAGAAUAAAAACCUUUUGAGAGGUUUUGAAAAAGAACCAUUUAAUAUUAUUUUACCUGAAUGUACUGGUAACUAACAAAAUUGUCAACUUUUUUGUUAAAAGCUCUCGUAAGCGACCGCCCCGUUCCCAAUACCUUAUCAAUGGUCGCUUAUGACAACCCCAGCGGGGGAAGAGACGAGGUCUGGGACCGAGAAACUAUGUUCUCACAACUUGCAAAGCGGUCACCCUGCGGGGUGGUCAGCGGAUAAUUGAAGCGUCUUUCCCACAGUAAAUAUUUUUAAACUUUUUAGAAGAAGCGAAUCGGCAGAGGAAAUCAGAAACGCUUAAAGAAUUGAAAAAAAUAAUAUCAUGCAUCUUUGUUUUUCUCGCAUAUUGCAUUUGUCUUUUCGGUACUGAAAUUGCGGGGGAAACUAAAACGCAACCGUGUUAGAUCUUAACCAACAACACAGCUGAACAACAACGCGCUCGAUCGAUUUACAGGUUACAUCGUUUUUGCCGGACAACGAUAACUUGAUGCUGAUAAAAAUUACUGAAGAAAGUGUCAAAUUUAUCGAAAGCAAGUAUAUUCAGAGAGCUUGAUAAAUAUGAGCUUACAGCUCUACUUAUCAUAACUGAAUAUUCACACUUCAUAACAUUUCACUUCGUUUAUUACGAUCAGUCAACACCUUGAAUCCAAGGUUAAAAUUCAAAACGAUCCUAACAGACAAAUCACAACUACUACUACUGAAAGCUCUGUACCUUGAAGCGACUUUAACUUUCCUAAGGUUUGCAGCAAAACACUGCUCGAUAGCUCAACUCUUCCGCGGUUCUUAUCAGCUAUACGGAGCUAUAUGUUGGAUAUUCCAAACUUUGCAGAGGGAAAUUGUUUCACAGAAAAGGAAACCACACACUAUGUCUGAAAAGCGACAUAAAAUCAAUAAAUUUGCGAAUUACCAAAAUAUAAUAGUGAGAAACAGUCCCGCCUUCGACCGCCAUGAUUUUGUUUCUUCUCAAGACCGUUGAUCUAUGGGUUUUGACGUAAUGCGCAUGAUCAGUACACAAAUCCGCUGGCAAAAGCCUUGCUGAUCGCUUUGCAAGUUGUGAGAACAUCGUUUCGAUUGUAUUUAAGGAAAUGUAUGGGAAGUAGCGCCCCCGGACAACCCAUUCUCCAAAAUGUUCGAACCAUCUCUAGUUGCGACCACUUUUAUGAAUUCCCGACGUGGUGGUUUACGAGAGCUUUGACUUAAACUCAUUCCAUUCCAAACAUUUUGGCAUUCGAAGAAUUUUAUGUUUUUCACCUUUCCAUUUCAGGGAGCACCAACUUUCCGACUUUCACAAGCUAUAGCUGCAACCAAACCCUUUAUCCUCUCUUGUGGCAACCUAAAGUUGGUGCGUCACUUUUCAGAUGUACGUCUAGCCGUCUUCCCCGUGAUAAUGAGUAAAAACUCUUCCUUGCGCGUUCGCGUUAGCCCCAACCGUGCUCUUUGGUCCCUGCUACUGAAUUACACUUUGUUUUGUUUUAGAUCGGAGAUAGCCAGGAUUUCUUUCCUCUAGAGUGGUUCGAAGAUGAAGAUUGUGAACUGUCAACAAAUUGCUGGAAAUGGUGCGAAUAUAGAGACAGAUUAGGAGAAAGAGUGAUGGAAGUGCAAGAGCAGUCAGGUACGUGAAAGCCGUGAGACUACUCUUAUUAAUAAGAAUCACUACUUUUAUUAAAAAGAACUAACCGCAGUUCUUCUGCGCGCAAACACAUUAAAAAUAUUCUCCUUUCAGGGUAGGUAAUAGACCAAUUUCGAUAAUUUAAAAUUCAUACUUGGCUCCAAGGCUCGGGGGAAUGAAACAAAAGAAAUGCAUUAUUGAUUGCGAACCUCAACAUGAUUUAACAACAACAACACUUUAUUCCGUUUACAAACCUUGACAAACCGCAGUUAGCAUAGCUAAUCGAGGCGGUUGUGAAAAAUAAAAACGAAAAUUAACAUUCUUUCUAAGUAAUAUAAAUUAAAGGAAAAUUGUUACAUCGAAUAUGUAAUAUAAACAGUUAGUUGAAAAUAAAUACGUAGCAAUUAAUGAAUGAGGCUGAGUAGGAUGUGAAGAAUUCAGCCCAUCGAGGAGUUAUCGGCCUCUAUGGAUAACACCCUCCGAGAUCUGCUUAAUUCUUCAUAUCCUACGAAAGCCAAAUUCAUUAAUUGCUUUAUUAUUUAUUCAAAAUAAUUCCUAGUUUAAAAACAUAACUAAAACAUACUUGCCCGCAUCGAUGUUAAGUUUAUCUUCGAUAGUGCACGUUUAGGUUUGUCCAGCACCGCAAAUAUUCUCCAAAUAGCAGAUGUCGGCCUUCGAGUUGUCUUCUCGGUUAACGGUGCAUUAACCUGCAGAAGGCUGCAUUUUUGACGUCAUUUUCUCGUUAAACACAAAAUUCUUCCAGGUUUGGUCAUCAGUAACUGGUUAUGGUGAAUUAUGCGUGUGCUUUUAGCCAAUCAGAAUUGGGGAAAUAUUUUGAAUGAAUAAGAAAAUGCUUUAUUGGAUUGGUGUCAAUUUAUGUCUGCUCGGACAUUUAAAGUAAACAAAUCUAAAUCAUGAAUCCUCGAAAGCUUCUCAUGAUAUUUUUUCUUAGGUAACUCAUCAGAUAAUGAGUUAUUGAAUUGUCCAUGGCAAUUUAGGAUAUUAACACCAUGAUACGGCAACUCUUUUAAGAUAGAUUUUACAGUUUUAUGAAUCAUUCAGGCUUUACCUGGAAUACUGACUGUCAAUAGGUCUGCAUUUUCAUCAAAAUUAAAGCUUGCAGGGUUGAUAUUACGAGCUUCCCUUCGUGGAGCCAUGACCUUGUCUCGUGCAAGGCGGCGAACAAAUUUACAAAUAAACUUGCUUGUCUCUUUUUCUACUAAAAGCCACCCCUCCCCUCGUCCUCUCUCAUGAGAGCUAAAGGACUUUAAAUAGCGCCUGAUUAUGAUGAAAGGAAGGUUAGGAUAUAAACUAAGACAAGAUGCACUCGUAAAACGAAAAAAUAAUUUAAAAAAUAACCUAAAUCAGAAACCCUAAAGUACUAAUGAGCCGUCGGCCGCAGUCAGGAUUAGGUUAACCAGUCUUACAGGUGUUGGAUUUCGUUAAAAAUAACUGAAAAAAAAUGGAAGACUUCUUUUUUAACAGCUUCAAAGGCGUUUCUUCGUUACAAGAUCGACCUAAAUAACCAGAACUUGUUCGAAUUACGAGACAGAGCGGUGAAAGAACAAAGGAAACUGCAAGAGGACCCCGAAGUCAAGGUAAAGUAGCAAAGACUUAUGAUAUUACGUAUUCAAACCUUUCUGUAUGUGCGUCUGACGGGCUGUCUGAGAAACAGAGAAUACUUCAUGGAAAGUGCUGGCGUACGGUAUUUACGCAGCGCCGUUGACGUAUCAGAAAUCGAACGAGUGAGCGCAGCGAACGAGUAAGAUUUCUGAUACAAAAACAACGAGUGCGUAAAUACCGUACAAAGCACUUUCCAUGUGGUAUUGUGUUUAUUAUAUACAUACUGAGACAUUCAUCAUUUUGGCAGCCUUUUUAUUUUAAAUCUUUCAAAAAUGCUAAAAUUUGCUGCCACACACUUACCGCAAAAUCACAACGAAAACGAAGUAUCAGCUUUUUUAGUAAAAACGUCUGUUAACAACAUAAUGACGGUAAGGAUAUGAGGUAAUCCAAGAACUAUAAGUAAUCUUAACUCUUUGUUCUCAAUGCACAAUUGAAAAUGAGUGAAAAUAAGUAAAAUGGCCGGUUUCAAUAUAAGCUUAAGCUUAACUGAAAGGCAAAGUAGCUCCGACAAAAAGCACAACAAAAGCUUACGUCUCGUUCUGUUUUUCCCUUUCCGCUGUUGUUUCGCCGGCUCUCUACCGUUUUCUUUAUCGACAGUGAAACAAACGAAACUAUUCCACAUGUUUUUCACUUUUCUAGCGAGAAACACUCUUUGAGUAAAACUUUUCUCGUUGAAUGUGUGCGAAGCGGCGCUGCAAGCUGCAAUAAAAGGCGGGAAUUUUGGCGCCAAACUCACACACCUUUGUGGCUUCUGACUGGACGUAUCAUUUUUCUCACACGUGAAAAAACAUCGUUCGCGAUUCUGAUUGCACGUAUCAUUUUUUUCACGUGUGAAAACUGUCGUUCGCUCCUCUGACUGGUUAGGACUAAUUUGCGUACGAAAAUUUACAUUGCUUUUUGGUGAGUAUUUCUCAGUAUGUAUAUAAUAAAACUAAACUCGCUCUACUCUCGGCUAGAUUCAAAGGCAUAGACAAUACUCAUUCUAGGGGUGAAGGGUUAGAAAUAUUUAACAUACGUCAGAAAAAUUUGUUCGGUUUGAUCUUCUUUCAGCAAGACUCAUCAUCUGCAACGCGUUUUUCGCCCCGGGGGGUACUCCCUUAUAUAGGCUAUAUAGGUAUGUGCGGCGCCAAAGGAUAUGUUUUUUUAGCCGUUUUUGUCUGAAAUAGAGUAUCAAUUUCGACCAUUUUUGUCUGAAAUAGGGUAUGAUUUGUGCACUCUAGUCUUAAAUUGGGUAUGUUUUUUAGAAGAAGCUACUUCUUCAUCGUUUGGCGAUAAGACCAUUUCCCUUUUAAUGUUUGCGCCAACCGUGUACGUGCCGUAACAGCUUGUUUGUUAUCAGUUCGCCAAGUAUUCGUAAUUUUCAGAAAAUGUUUGCGAGAGAUAUCAUGUGACUUAUCAAGAGGAUGAUUGAAUUAUUGUUCAAGUUUAUGGCAGCAUAAACUGUUAUUAAUAAACCUGAGAAUGAUGCCCUGUGAAAGCACACUUAGGACAUACUAGCAACAAUCAUGUCUUGGUUCUUAUGUCACACAACGUGCAACAUUUGUAUAAGCUUUUGUACUCAGUAAUGGUAGAUACUAGUUCAAAGUACAAGAAAAAACAAUGAACACUAACUAGUUGUUUGAUUACAAUGUAUCCUUCUUCUUUGGCAAAGUCCACUGUAAUGUAGCAUGAUAUAUUACUAGACUCCACAAAGGUUCCAUUCAUAUUAUCACAUGCUUAUCAUGCACUUGUGCUCCUCUUUUUGUCGUACACUGUCCUUUCCCAGUCAGUUCGUUUAGAGCUUCGGUUCAUUCACAACAGCGUUUUUUCGCCUGGUCUACUUCCUCACAAAUCGCCUCGCUUAAAUCGACUUUCAUAACUUAGUGUACCAUGCCAAGGCAAAGGAGGAACAUCAACCGUCGAAAUGCCGUAUUGGAUGGCGCCAACGUGCCAGCAGAACCAACAGACUACAGCGCCAUGUCUACCGAAGCUCUUUGCCUCAUGCUGGGAGAACGUCACCUCCAGCAAACCGGGAAUCGCUGCGAACUUAUCUCGCGACUACAACAGAAUGAGCAGCAAAGACCGCCCGCAUCACAAUCAGCAAGCGCCCCGUCCAACUCCAGUAUCGCCACCGGCGUUCCACGCGCGGAAUUGGCUACCUUAAUCGCCUCCAUAGUGGACGAAAGGAUGAACCGCCAACUAAUCCAAGAUGGCGGUUGCCAGCAAUGCCAGUGCUUAACUCACUUGGCCCAGUCCUCCGACUAACCUUCAGGACAGCCUCAGGUCCAGUCCUCCUCCACCGCCACAAGAUGGCGGCCAAAACACGACACGUCAACAACAACGUUCCCUUCAAAAUCCUCCAACAGGUAAUCUCCCAAACACCGCCGUUUCUUCUGGUCUCGCCGCUUCUUCUGGUCUUGGGUGCCUCUCUUCUUCGGUCGACUUUUCCGAUCCAGCCCAAGUAGCGUCGCUUCACCCUAACUUCCGACAGCCUUCCCUCGCCAGCCAUCUCACUAAAGCCACCUCGAUGGCCAUCACCAACGGUGAGUACGUGGACUUUGCUACCCUUUUACCAAUGACCUCCCUUCUCACUGACACCAUCCAUUCCCAUCUUAACCUUAAGGUAGGCGAUCAGGGUCUAACUAUCCCCCUUCCCUCCUCCUCUAAACGCCCCAAAAUCACCUCUAUCGAUCGAUGGCUCGAUGCCUUUGCCAUAUAUUCCGCCGUUAUAGUGUCUGUAUAUCCCUCUCGUGCCGCGUAUUUAAUAGCCUAUCAACAGUUGAUUCGCGAUGCGGCACGAAAGUUUCCUGGGAUGGCUUGGUAUGUCUAUGAUGUGGAAUUCCGAAGGCGUGCCUCCCAUAACCUUUCUGCCAAGUGGGGGGAACGGGACGUCCAGCUCUACCGCAAUACCUUCACAGGGCUCCCCAAAUCGGGAUGCCGAUCUUGCGGCAGCACUGAUCAUCUUUCUGAUACCUGCCCUUUAUCUCCUCGUAGGUCCCGGGAUGCCCUUACCCAAUCCGACCUGUGCGACAACUUUAACAAAGGCCGACCCUGUGCUCGCACCCCAUGCCCUUACCAACACAGGUGUAACCAGCCGGGAUGCUCAGCAGCUCACUCUUGGGAAGAUCACACUAAACUCACCCGCCACAGAGAGGACAGACCUAAAUCGUCUUCAAGCUCUGGCAAUUCCUCCCGAGUACACUCCUAACUACCUCUCCCAACUGCGAACUGACCCCUCCCACCCCCAUUGACGUCAACAAAUUUGCAUCCUACCUUCAGGGCCAUCCCGAUCACACAACAGUUAAUCAUCUUCCACAGGGUUUUCUCAGGGCUUUAAGAUUGGCUAUUCAGGUCCAAGGGCCCCCAAGGAAUAUUCUAACCUUCCCUGUGCAAAUAUCAACCCAUCUAUUAUUGACAAAAACAUGCUAACAGAGGUUACCCAGGGCCACACAGCAGGGCCUUUUCACAUCCCUCCCUUCUCCAACCUGCAGGUAUACCCCAUUGGGGUCAUUCCCAAGAAACACUCUUCGGAAUGGCGUACCAUUUUCCAUCUCUCCUACCCCAAACACCGCCCCACCAGUGUCAAUGCCCAUAUUCCUCCCGAAUCCUAUUCUUUGCAAUACAGAAAGGUGGACCACGCAAUUGCCAUUCUUCAGGAUCUCGGUCCAGGAUGCUUCAUGUCCAAACUAGACAUAAAAUCAGCAUUUCGCAAUGUUCCCGUCCACCCCUCUGAUUGGGAACUUCUGGGUAUGAAAUGGGAAGGGCUCUAUUUCUUCGAUAUGGUCCUCCCCUUCGGUCUCAGGUCGGCCCCCUUCCUUUUUGAUGAAUUCUCUUCUGCGGUUGAAUGGAUCAUUCAAACUAAACUUAAUAUCCCAAAGGUUAUCCAUAUACUAGAUGAUGACUGCUCUAUGCCAAAUUUUGUACCUUUUUACAGAUCUAAAUAUCCCCAUAGCUCCUGGGAAACCUUCCCUGCAUGCACAUGCCUUGAAUUUAUGGGUAUCCUACUAGAUUCCAAUAAAAUGGAAGCCCGUCUCUCAGUGGAUAAACUCACCCGCAUUCAGGAAGACCUUGGUCAGUGGACUACUAGGAAAUCUGCUACCUUGCAGGAGCGACAGUUUCUGAUUGGCACCCUUCAAUUUGCUUGUAAGGUUAUUGCCCCUGGCCGGCCCUUCUUGCAACGCAUUAUCCACCUUACAAAGGGUAUCAAGUUCCCCCAUUGGCAUAUUCGCCUUAAUUCCGGUUUCCGUAAGGUCAUUUCUAUGUGGCAGCAUUUUCUCCAAAAUUGGAAUGGGGUGUCUCUCUUUUUAGAUACCCAGGCCACCUCUCCGCCGGAGCUUCGGCUAUACACUGAUGCUUCUGGUUCCCUUGGGUAUAGGGGUUUCUUAGCAGGGGAAUGGUUCCAGGGCCACUGGCUCCCCCACCACACCCUCAGCCAAAAAGGGGGUAUUAGUAUUGAAUGGCAGGAGCUAUUUCCCAUAUACUUGGCCUGUAUUUUAUAGGGUCCCCGUUGGUCCGGCAAAAGAAUGCGCGUGUGGUGUGACAACAAGUCAGUGGUGGCUAGCAUAAACUCUAAACACUCCAAGUCCCCCCGGGUAAUGAACCUUGUUCGAACAAUCACACUUCAAACGCUCCAAUAUAACUUCGCAUUCACAGCUACUCACAUCCCGGGCUUAGACAAUUCUAUCGCUGAUUCCCUCUCCCGUUUUCAGAUGGACCGCUUCCGUACCCUGGCUCCCUCAGCCUCUCCCACAGCCUCCACCAUCCCUCCAUCAGCGAUGAACAUCUGAGAGGUUCUGUACAGCGAUACCUUCAUGCUUCCCUUGCCCCUUCCACUGGACGCACCUAUCAAGUUGGCGUUGAGCACUUCCUCACCUUUACACUCAUGCAUGGUUUAGUAGGCCCCUCAAACCCCCUCCUACCAGCCUCAGAGAUAACCCUGAUGUAUUUUGCAUCUCAUUUAGCCAACACAGUAUCCUAUGAAACAGUCAAGCUGUACUUGGUGGCAGUGCAGGACCUUCAUCGGGAGCUUAACUUUCCUCUUAAGCUCAAUGACAUGCAUAGGUUACAAAAGGUCCUGACAGGCAUUAAGCGUCUCACUCCUACCAAGCGGCUUGACCGUUUUCCCAUUACCCUUACAGUUCUCCGUUCCAUUCACUCCUACCUUAAGCCCGAACUUUCCUAUAACCUGGACCAUGUUAUGCUUUGGGCGGCCUUCACCCUUCCUUUUUUGGGUUUUUAAGAUCCAGUGAAUUCACUUGCAAUGGCCCCUUCGACCCCUCUGUCCACCUCACUUCCAAGGACAUCACACUGGUACCCAACUCCCACUCACCCAGCCACAUGCUAGUCCACAUCAAACAAUCCAAAACUGACCCCUUCAGACAGGGCCACACAAUCACCAUUGCAAAGUCCUCGUCACCCAUCUGUUCGGUGAUGGCCAUGAAAGACUAUCUCCUUCAAGUCCAGCUACCAUCAAGCCAAACUCUGUUCGCCUUCGUCCAACCCAGACAAUGGCUUACACGGAACAAUCUCACAACAGAGCUUAAGUCAAUUCUUCAACACUGUGGUCUCCCUGCCAACAAUUUCUACUCCCACAGUUUCCGUAUUGGAGCCGCCACCACAGCAGCCAAAGUUGGCCUUCCACCCUGGCUUAUUAAAGUUCUAGGCCGCUGGAGCUCAGACUGUUAUGAACGCUAUAUAAGGACCCCUAAAUGUACCAUUUUAGAAGUACCUAGACUCUUAGCUAAUACUAGUCCAUAACUAACUUCAGGACAGCUAGUAUUGUCUUCAACUUUCGUCAGAUCACUUGCAAAGUCUCAUAGGAGCGGAAGGUAUGGCUCCCUCUUCUUGCAGGAGCCCGACUUUAUUCGCCUUCUACUGUGGGGGGAUUGUGUCGCCUGUCUCCCCAUGCUCCACAAUCCGUGGCAGGGAAGUGCAACCCCUAGCUGCACUUUACUCCACAGUAAGGCUUAGCCCUUGGAGACAGGUCCGGAAAAAUAUCCACUCCAGAGUGUGAACCCCCGGUCCCACCUGAUCUGUACUCCACCCAGGAGGGCCACCCCUCCUGGCUCCCCUCAGUUCCUGUACUGGGGGAUAUGGGCCUCACCCCCGGAGACUGAUCAGGACUCCUGUCCAGGGUGGCUACCCCCGGUACCACUCGAUCUUGUCUCCCCCCAGGAGGGCUUCUCUCCUGGUUCCCUUAUCCCUAGAUUUAAGCGCUUCCCUGCCACCAGAAUUUUGCCCAUUACCCUUUGUGUGUUUUCUGUGUGGUACCGAAAUAAAGCAUUUAUGCGAAAAACACUGCCAAUUGGAAGAGUGUAUUAACAGACUGAUAUGGUAUAUCUGUGUGCCGAAUUCCAAUUAAGGUCGCACCUUUUUGUUAUUAAGGAAGUAGCCAGUAAAUCGUUUCAAUAGACCUCUUUAGCUUGCAUGUUUUGUUUUCCCAUUACAGGUCAUGUGAUAAUGCUCUAGAGAAUUGUUUCUUUCAAAUUUUGGAUUAUUCAACUGCAUAUAUAUACAAGUAAUUUAUGAAAAGACAAAGGGUCACGUUUCCCUGGAACCUCUAUUGGGAAAACAAAACAAACAGGCUAAAGAGGUCUACUAUUCCAAACCCUGGCACAGGCCCUGAAAUACUUGACUAUGAAUUUUCUUGUCCGAAGACCAAACUUGCUUUGGGCUUGACUCAACACAAGAAAACACGAUUCACGCCCACAUGAUAGCUUUCUUAUUUGUGUAUAAACGCGGGUCAACCUGGCUGGCUCAGUUUGUGAUCUCUAGCCUAGUCAAUUUUUUUCUUUCUCAAAAUGUUGAUAUGUUCGUAUGCCCGGCCGGGCAACACAGUUAGCGAGAUCUCGGUAUCUGCCACCGUGAGCUUGGUUAUCGGGCUGGACAUUUUUCCUUAUUAACAUAUAUUGUACGUAAUUUAUUUCGCAGCUAUCUGGCCCGAAGGCUGCUUACUCACAAAGAGAGACUGGCACUUCUAGUGAAACUAGAAACUUCGUUUACGGAUUAGGAAAAGAAAAAGCGUAUAAUAAACUUGCCAAUGUCCAACACAGUCCGAGAGAUUUUAAAGCAGCAAAAAACUACCAAGAACGUCGCCUUAAGAUUGAAAAAGAACUGGCUAACGGAUCGGGGGAAAGAGAGCUUUGGCGCAUUAUUGGCAAGACCCUUGGUCAACUGGGAGAUUUUAAGGCAGCAAAAGCCUCUUAUGAACGUCACUUGAAAAUUGCGAAAGACCUGGGUGACAUAUCGCGGGAAGGAACGGGGUAUAAUGAUCUUGGCAACGUCUAUUGCCGUCUGGGAAAUUAUAAAAGAGCCAUAGACCAUCAUGAACGUCACCUGAAAAUUGCGAAAAAACUUGGUGAAAGAUCAGGGGAAGGAGUAGCGUUUCGCAAUCUUGGCAACACCCAUUGUCAUCUGGGAGAUUUAAAAGCAGGAGAAGACUGCCAUGAACGUCACCUGAAGAUUGCGAAAGAGCCGGAUGACAUAUCGGGGGAAGGAACGGCGUAUGGGGAUCUUGGCGACGUCUAUUACCGUCUGAGAGAUUGUAAAAGAGCCAUAGACCAUAAUGAACGUCACCUGAAACGUGCGAGAGAACUGGGUGACAGAUCAGGGGAAGGAGAAGCGUUUCGCAAUCUUGGCAACGCCCAAUGUCAUCUGGGAAAUUUUAAAGCAGCAAAAGACUGCCAUGAACGUCACCUGAAGAUUGCGAAAGAACUGGGUGACAUAUCGGAGGAAGGAAACGCGUGUAAUGAUCUUGGCAACGUCUAUUACCGUAUGGGAGAUUACAAAAGAACCAUAGACUAUUAUGAAUGUCACCUGGUAAUUGCGAAAGAACUGGGUGACAGAUCGGGGGAAGGAGUGGCGUUUCGCAAUCUUGGCAACACCCAGUGUCAACUGGGAGAUUUUAAAGCAGCUAAAGACUAUCAUGAACGUCACCUGAAGAUUGCGAAAGAAAUAAGUGACAGAUCGGAGGAAGGAGUGGGGUAUAGCAAUCUUGGCAACGCGAAAUAACUAGGUGAAAAAUCAGGCGCAAGGAACUAUGUUAAGAAUUACCGACCAAUCUCAGUUCUUCCCCUGGUGUCAAAGAUUAUGGAGCCCACUAUUCAAGUACAAUUCUUUGCUGUUUAACAGAACAUGACUUACUGUCAGUCCACCAGUCGGGUUUUCUAAAGAAGCACUCUACUGAAACUACGGUAGUUUACCUCUGCACUGAUUAUAUUUUGGAACAUAUGAAUAGGCAAAUGAUUACAGGAGCUGUGUUUAUUGACUUGAAAAAAUGCUUUCGACUUGGUCGACCAUGAAUGUUUGCUUUUUAAGCUACAAUCCUUGUCAAAACGUUGUGUUUCAGGUGGCGAAAAUGUAAUUCAAGUUGAUCCCCAUCCCCCACCACUGAAUAGUGUUGGGUGUUACAAGUCAAGCACCUUUUACAUAUCUUGCAACAGCUAAGGACCUCAACUUUGUUCAGGGGGGGGUGGGGGAAAAAUCUUGUUAAGGCCUUGUUUGUGAGUGUGUAUCGCAGGUUAAGCUGCAAAUUCCAUACAAAAACACGUAAAAAAGGGAAGGUGUCCCAAAACCUUUUGGCCAGGAUUGUAGAACACUAUGGAGUCAGAGGAAACAGUCUGGAUUGGUUCUGGAACUAUCUGACCUCACGAACUCAAAGAGUGCAAUUUGGAAAUAACAUGUCCUCAACACGAGCCAUCCGUUUUGGCGUCCCUCAGGGUUCAAUUGUGGGGCCUCUGCUUUUUGCUCUAUACGUUAAUGACCUGCCUCAGUGUUUAGAAUUGUUCUAUUAAUAUGUAUGCCGAUUAUACUGUAAUGCAUUUUACGAAUCUUUGCACCUUGGAGAUAGCUAGGGUAGUACAGGAUGAUUUAAAUCGAGUUGUGAAAUAGGUGGAAAGUAGCAGGAUUGGCCUAAAUCAGAGUAAAACAAAAUCUUUGCUCUUGAACAAUUCAAUUGAACAAAUCAAUGCUCUUUGGAAGUUGGCAGAAUCUUGCGAAAUGACCACAGUUUUGUAUAAAGUUACACGAAAAGACUUUAGAAAGAGUAGCUAAUUUUAGCUAUUUAGGUGUUGUUCUAGAUGAAAACCUUUCUUGGAAAGAUCACGUCGAUUAUGUAAGCAGCAAGUUCAGUAGGCUAGGGCUUUUGUCUCGUAUACGAUCAUGCCUUACGCUGGAAGCCUCUAAACAGGUACACACUUCGCUCUUGCGGCCAUUAUUUGACUAUGCUAAUGUUGCGUGGGGGGAAAUCUCAGAGGGUUGUUGAAUGAGCUACAUCGCCUACAGAACCGCGCAGCUCGAAUUAUAUUACGGACGAACACCUCAAAUGACACAUUCCGUUUGCUUAACUGGUUAAAUCCAGCUUUCAGAGGGAAAAUGCACAAAUGUAUUCUAGUUUUUAAGUGCUUAAAUAAUCUGGUACCCAAGUAUCUUACGCAAUAUUUUACAAGAAAUGCGGAUUUGCGCGAUCAUGCAACUAGGAGAAGCAACGACCUGCACCCACCGACGCCUAAACGUAACAUAAGCAAAAGAACUUUUAAGUAUGCAGGGGCUAUUUAUUUCAAUUCUUUACCCAAUUAUGUUAAAAGUGCCUCGUCUGUAAAUAGUUUUAAAAAGAUGCUGACCGAGUACUGAUUUUACCUUAUAAUUUUAAUUUCUUAUCUCUUAGCACACACUUUUUAUAUUGACCUAGCUAGAAGGAACGACCUACACCCACCAAAGCCUAAACGUAACAUGGGCAAAAGUACUUUUAAGUAUGCAGGGGCUAUUUAUUUCAGCUCGUUACCAAAUUGUGUUAAAAGUGCCACGUCUGUAAAUAGUUUUAAAAAUAUGCUGAUUAAGCAUUUUUCCUUAUAAUUUUAAUUUCUUAUCUCUUAGCACACACUUUUUAUAUUGACUUAGUUAGAUUUUUUAUAGUAUUAUUGUUUAUUUUAAUCACGUAUAUACCUUAGGAAUUUUUAAGUUGUAUAUAUCUUUACUUCUCAGGGCUCCUAUGGAUACCAGCCUCUUUGCUGAAUGGGCUACCCUGAUUAAUUUAAGUUACUUAGUUACUAAAGUAAUGAAUAUUAUCAAUCAGUGGCACUUACUGUCGAUCAGUUGUGAUCAGUUGUCGCACAACUGGUAGAUUUACAACUGACCAAUAAUAUGUGCCAGGAGCCUAUUACCCUGGGGGCUCCAUCUCCCUCCUAUGAGGGCGCAGCGUAUUUUACACUUUAGUUUAUUAAUAGGUCAAGCUUUCCGUG
This is a messenger RNA of Porites lobata, 32473 nucleotides long. NCBI's taxonomy places the organism in Eukaryota, Metazoa, Cnidaria, Anthozoa, Scleractinia, Poritidae. The record is from the annotation of a GenBank genome assembly.